AUGCACCUUUCUUCAUUUUUCUCUACAGCUCUGCUGUUCUCGACCGCUAUCGCGGCGCCACAGCCUGAUUACUCUGUAACAAGUGCGGCUCAACAUGGCAAGGUUGCCAAGUAUCAGAAGCAAUGUCCCUUCAGCAUUCCUCAUGUCAAACCCCACAAUCAACGAUAUGAGCACGCGCUUAACUUCCCCAAGGGAUGCGAAAGCGGUAAAUUCAUCAAUUGGAAGACUUUCAAGGCCAAUGGUGUCAAUCUGGGCGCCUGGCUUGCAAAGGAAAAGACCCACGACCCCGUCUGGUGGAGUUCUCUCGGCACCAAGGCCGCUGCUACAAUCGAUGAAUGGGGCUUGUGCCAGGCUCUUGGAAAACAAUGUGGUCCAAUCUUGGAGAAGCGCUACGAAUCUUUUCUGAAUACUUCCACCAUUGAUACACUUGCCAAGGUCGGGGUCAAUACCCUUCGCAUCACUACCACCUAUGCCGCCUGGGUCAAGGUCCCUGGAUCUGCUUUCUAUCAUGGCAAACAGCAGGAACAUCUACGCAGGAUUACUCAAUAUGCCAUUGAACGGUAUAACAUGCAUAUCAUUAUCGGCCUUCACUCUUUACCUGGUGGUAUCAACAACCUCGACAUUGGCGAAGCUUUUGGGCAUGAUGGCUGGUUCUAUAAUUCUACCAAUCUGGCUUGGAGCUUCAAGGCUGUUGACAAGGUCCUCGACUUCGUUAAAGCAAGCGGCCACAAGAACGCCUUCACGAUCGCCCCUCUAAACGAAGCCAGUGAUAACUUGGCUGGUUUUGGAUCGGCAGCUGGUCUCUCCGACAAAGCGACCAACUGGAUUCUCACAUACAUGAACGGUGUUUUCCAGCGCGUCGAAGCCGUUGACAAGCGUAUCCCAGUCAUGCUCCAAGAUAACUUCAAGGGCGCGGCCUUCUGGUCUCCACUGUUCGACAAGAAGCGCAACCUCGUCAUCGACUCGCACGUAUACUACUUUGCCGCGUCGGGGACCUAUUCUCAGUAUGUGGCGCCUGCUGUGUGCGGACAAGCAAAGUAUCUCGCUGAGGAGACCAAGUUCCCCGUGUUUGUCGGUGAAUGGUCCUUGCAGACUAUGUACAACAACACACUAUCGGUACCUAAUCGCAAGACGAUCUUUGAUACUCAGCGCUAUGCGUGGCAGAAGUAUGUCGCUGGUGGCGCUUUUUGGACAGCUGUGUCUUACUCUACUACGCCUGUGGAUGGACAAGGUAUCCAGAGGGAUUACUGGAGUUAUGUUGACUUGAUCAGGGCUGGAGUGAUUACCAAAGCCACAACCAAGAGUUAUUGCUAA
Fusarium odoratissimum NRRL 54006 is the source of this 1314-nucleotide messenger RNA. RefSeq lists its product as uncharacterized. Lineage: Eukaryota; Fungi; Ascomycota; Sordariomycetes; Hypocreales; Nectriaceae. The transcript has a single exon. Gene Ontology annotation, biological process: glucan catabolic process. The record is from RefSeq and is a predicted model, not a curated record. Gene Ontology annotation, cellular component: cell surface; extracellular region. Bases 1 to 1314 code for a protein of 437 amino acids. Gene Ontology annotation, molecular function: glucan exo-1,3-beta-glucosidase activity.